AUGCAGCGAACGAAGCAGCCGCACUCGGAUCAGCCGGAGCCUGAUGCAGAGACCGCGUGCAAGGAUGAGGAGGAUGAGGGCCCGAAGGGAGACAUCGUGGCAGAAUCAGAUGUCGCUGUGGACCCUGUGGACCCCUCUCAAGGUGCACUGGCUGAGCGCAAUGACGCGCAGCCGGGCUUGCGCCAGUGGGCAACGGUCCUUCUGGGCCUUUUGGUCACAGUGCUCUUCUCGGGGCCUAUCUUUGGAUGGGCCUCUUGGCAGCCGCUGCUUGAGGAGGACGGCGUCUAUCGCGAUCUUUGUGGGGAGGAUCCGGUGUGCAAGGCCCGUAGUAGCCGCAUGGUCCUGCUUUACACUGUGGGCCAAAUGGCAGCAAUUUGGGGCCUAUCCCUCGUAAGCUUUGUGACGGACCAGGCUGGGCCACUCUUCCUCGUGGCGGUAGGAGGGCUGAUGACUUCAGUGGGCCUGCUCGUCAUGGGCCAGGCUGAGGGAUCUGGCAUGGGAGUGGAUGUUUUGGGAAUCUCGACGGUCUUGAUCGGUGCAGGAGGCUCUGCUUUGAUUAUGCAUGCCAUGAAGCUCGCCUUCAUUGUGCAGCCGCGGUACUUUCCCAUAGUUAUGACGUUCGCGAACUGCCUUGUCGAUGCCUCGGCUGUGAUUCCCGUCGGCUUCUACCAGAGUUACCGCCUGGGCCUGACACGCUCCACCAUCUUCGGCUUCUAUGCAGCGCUCUGCCUGGCACUGAGCGCCCUGCUGGCACUCAGCUGGUGUGGGCCGCCCCUCCGAACCCUGGAGGCCCGCAACGCAGCGGAGCUGAGGGCUUCGGAGGAACUGGUGGCAGGUACGUCCUCGAAGAACCCCCGGCUCCAUGGCCAGUCGGUAAGGCGACAAUGUGCAAGUCUGGAGUUUGCCUUCAUCAUGGUGGUCUUCACGACGCAAGUGUUUACUUCGAACAGCUACUUGGGCUACAACAAACUCUUGCUCGAGUCCCUUGGUGAUGCGGAGACAGACUAUGCUUACGUUCAAAUCUUCACAGCUCUUCUUCCAGCUUCCUCCCUUUUUGCGCCGCUGUACAGCCUGCUGCUUUCAAAAAAGGGCUUUGCAGUGACCUUCUUCGUGGUGAUCUUCCUGAACAUUGUCUGGAAUUCUGUGGCGCUGGUGCCAUCCCUCCAGCUGCAACUCGUUGGUUUUAUCGCCUUUACGAAUUACCGAGCUUUACUCUACUGUGCAGCAUUCUCGUUUCUUGGGCAUACGUUCGGGAAUCGAACGUUUGGAACCAUAAAUGGUUUGAUCUCACUGGUAACUGGAAGCAUCUCCUUCCUAAUUUGGCCGUGCUCGGACCUCUCGCAGCGGUUGUUUGGAAGCGUCUCGGCCAUGAGCGCACUCUUGUUGCUUCUAUGCUUGCCGCUGAUUCUGAUGACCUUCCGCUUGGCACAGUUCUUGCGGACAGCUCCAGCAGGGGACGCAGCCGCCCUCAUGGGUCUGGCUCGUGCGCGACUCUUUCGGCUGAGUAAGAAGCUCGGCACCUGCGCGGUGGCUGACCGUGACGACAGCGUCGAAGCUUUACGUGCUGCGAAGGAUGCUCACGUGCUCUUUGCCGCUUCCGGCAAUGAUGCGGAGCAGACCAACGCACUCCAGCUCGUGGCGCGUGUUCUUCUGUUCAACGGCGUGCACCCAGAUGUUGUUGAGGUCCGGUUCUCAGGUUAUGAGCGAACCCCUCAGUCCAUGAUGUGUGACUACGAGUAUGUUCAUCAUCUGAUCUUUACGAUCUCUUGGCCCAGGCUGGAUCGUGGCAAGUUUGCUUGGCGGAACCCCAUCGCUGGCUACUGCUAUACCGUGGUGUGGCAGCCCACGAAGGUGCUCGGGGCUCGGUCUGACAUGUGCCUCGCUUGUCCCAGGGCGCGCGGGCAGUACGACAUCCUCACUCUCAGUUACAAGCACAAUGCAGUGCCCACGGCGGUGGGCCUGCGGUCGAAUGACGCAUCUGAGAGGAAUGAACACAUGAUGGUGUUCAUGACGACGCAGGACCAUGCGAUGAACUAUUCUGCGACAGUGAUGAAUGUCCAGCACACCAUCGGAGGAGUGGUCGCAGCAAAUCUGCGAAAGCUCGUCUUCGUGCAAUUUGGUGAGUCUUUCUUCGACUGGACGGACACCUCGGCCCGCACGGUCGAGAUGCACUCCCUGACCCUCGGAUUGCUCAGGUCCGCCAGGAUCGAAGCGCCCUUUUUGACCAUCGGCUUCGUGGGAGGCGACCUUGCCUCGUGGGCACAGGACCCCGCUCCACUCAUCGAGUCCAUCUUUGAUACCAUUGAGUCGGAUGAGUGUGAGAUUAUUUACCGAAACGGUGAGGGCUUCGCACCAUCCAUGGUACACAAGCCCCUAGAAGAGACGGUUUCCGCCGUCAAGCCUGGCAAGGUCGCGCACUACAAGAGGCCAUGGGCCUUUCAUGGACCAUAUGUUCCUUUCACAGUUCUGAGCCCCGAGUCAGUCUCCCCAAUCAGACGGCGAUUGCAGGUGAUAAAGCGCUCUCUCUGCUCUGAGCACGACUUUCGACGACAGACGCUGCAACAGCUUGCCUGCAUUGCUCUGGUAGGCAUGAUGCAGUGA
This is a messenger RNA of Symbiodinium natans, 2601 nucleotides long. Lineage: Eukaryota; Dinophyceae; Suessiales; Symbiodiniaceae. The record is from the annotation of a GenBank genome assembly.